Messenger RNA from Polyodon spathula (Mississippi paddlefish), 24608 nucleotides. Its product is annotated as neuroblast differentiation-associated protein AHNAK-like. Gene Ontology annotation, molecular function: protein binding. The transcript is spliced from 9 exons. Gene Ontology annotation, biological process: regulation of RNA splicing. The coding region runs from base 1 to 23856 and encodes 7951 amino acids. Gene Ontology annotation, cellular component: costamere; nucleus; cytoplasm. NCBI's taxonomy places the organism in Eukaryota, Metazoa, Chordata, Actinopteri, Acipenseriformes, Polyodontidae. The record is from RefSeq and is a predicted model, not a curated record.
AUGAGCGCAUUUGGCACAGGGCGAGCAGCCAAGAGGUGGGGUAUCCAUUCCCUAUUUGUCUUGGACAGACCUCCCCCCUUUCAGCCUUACAUAGAAGAAAAAUUGUUUCACCCAAGUCCUGCUCAGUUACUGUACCACUCGAACUCUGGUAAACAGGGCAAAGACUCCAGACACUGGGCUUACUUCAACUUCAGGGCCAGUUGCUACAGAUUUUCACUCCUGUUCACUCCCUGGAUUGCAGUUAACUGGACCCCCUGCUCUGCUGAAUACGGGGGCUCAGGGUCUGGAAGAGAGCUGAAGGGACCUGAACUGGGCAAAGAAGAAAAUGAAUCUGUUAAUGAAGAAUCACCAGAAUUCAUAGAGGGGGAAAGACCUCAGCCCCAAGGCGCAUCGCCAGUAUAUGAAUACGCAAUCAAAGAGGAAUACAGAGACAAACAGGUUGAGGAGGAAACAGAUGCUACGUGUCAGCAAAGUACAGACUAUAAAAAAGGAAAAAGAAAAAGUGGACUAGGAGCAUUCUUUGAAAAGCACUUCUCUGCAAAAAUGAGUCAAACAGAGGAAUUUAGGCCUAUAGAUGAGUCAGAUGAAAUUGUACGAACCGAAGCUGAAGCAUGUGCCAAGGCAAUAGUUGUAAGUGGAGGAGGAAAGGAGGGUAUAUUCGUCGAGCAAGUUAGGAAGGAGACGCCCGAAUCAAAGGUUCCGAGCAUGAGAGAAGGUGAUCAAAUACUCAGCGCUACAAUAUAUUUUGAUGAUGUCAAAUAUGAAGAUGCCCUUAAGAUUCUGGAGCAUGCUGGGCCCUAUAAAACGCAAUUCUGUCUGAAACGCAAGUCCCCUGGUAUAACAGACACUGACAGUUCAGCGACUGUGCAACAGCAGGAUUUUGCUCAUGGGGAAACACUAAAAGGCACAUUUGAGGACCCUGAAGAAACAACUGUGGUAAGGGGCAGAGCAAAAACAGCUAGAAGACAAGAUGCCAGGAUAUCAUGGCCUAAAUUCUCAUCACUUACCAAAGGAAAAAGGUUGCAGUUCAAAAGAUCCCACAGCACAUCAGAAGCAGAGGAGCAUAAAAAGCUAGAUAUCAGUCUUUCUAACAGUGACAAUGAGUCUCCUAAUAAGUCUCAGGAACCUUUAAAAACUAAGAAAAAGCAGAAACUGAAGCUGCCAAGCCUAGGAAUGAGAGGCCUAAGGAGCAAAUCAGAAGAUCAACGUGAUAAAGAAACCGUAGCAGAAACUUCGGAACAUUUGGAAUUAAUAUGCAGAUAUCCUGAAGAUGAUGUGUCCGAAGUGCAAUCCUCAGAGGAUGUUGACAUCAGAAAAACUGAAACAACACAAAUUUGUGAAUUUGAGUCAGAUCAAAUAACUGAGACUGAAAGAAUAAGAAAUGAAUAUUCAUUUUCAAAUGUCACAGGCCCUGCAGUUCAAAUCAUCCAACACAAAGCUGAACCCUAUGAGUUGGAUAAAACGCUUAAAACAACUAAUAUUUCCGUGUGUGAACCAAAGCUGGAUACAGAUGUAGAACCCAGAGAUGAAUUUAAAAUUAAAAGAACACCAGAAAAAAAGAUAGAAAAGCCUAGUCUCAGAUCAGAACUAAAGGUAAAUAUCAUGGGAAAAGAAAAAACACAUACGAGCCCAGAAGAAGAAGGGAGGUCACCCCAAACUUUACUGGUAAAAGCUUCACCUGACAAGCUGGGCAAAGAACUUGAAUUCCAGCUUCAAAGAACAGAAACUGGUGUCCGAAUACCAAAAGAAGUGAUUCUCAGAGAUGGAGAAAGACAACAUAUUACAUCAGAGAUGAAGGAGCGACAACUUGCUAUUAAUCUAAACCCUGAAGACUCUAUCAGAUCUAAUAUUAAAGUUGAUGUGAUAAAGCCAAAGUGUGGAGUUAAAGAUACAAAGAUAUGUGAUGAAACUAAACAUGUGGCUACUCUGAAGGAAGAAGUUGAUGGCUCAGAAGCUCAGACACCACACCUAGAUGUUAACCAAGCAAAAGUUAAAGACCCUGAAGCAAAAUUUAAAACACAGAAAGGGAUGAUGCCAAAGUUUGAUGUUUCACUGGAAAAACUAGAACCCACACUUAAAAUGAAAGCCCCCAAAGGCACCAGAUAUUCUUUGUGUGAAGAAGUAUCUACAGACUGUGGUACACAAAGAGAAAUCCAAGCCAGGGAUCCAGAGAUUCAAUUUACUAAACCCAAAACUGAGGAGUCCCACUCUUUUCGUACAGCUAAAACUUUAAUAAAAAGUUAUGAGGCAAAAUUAGGAGUAUCUGCUGCUACAGUUCAUGCAGAAAAAGGAAAUAUUCGGAUGCCAAAAGAACAGUAUCAAAGAGGAAAUAUAGUUGUUGACAAGUCAAACAACUCUCACCCUAAAACAGGCAAACAAGAACCAAUACACAACCCAAAGGAUAUCAAGAGACUUUAUUUUGAUUAUGAUCUGGAAAGCAAAGAAAGCAAGGAAGCUAGACAAAGCAAUAUUCAGCAAAUACCAGGGAGAGACAGUAGAGGUCCACAGUUGGAAAUGAGCAUGCCAAAUACAGAGAGACGAAUAAAACCAACUGAAGAACAUGCUCCUAUGGUUGAUGUUGAUAUCAACAUUGAAAAAGUAGAUAUUUCUCUUCCAAAAUCUGAGGUCAAGAUUCCAAAAAUAGAAGGCAAACUGAGAAUAGGAAACGCAGAAAUCUCUCUUCCAAAGGAAUACACUGAUAUAGAGGGACCACAGCUUACAACAAGUGGAACUGAUGUUGAUCUGAACCUACCGAAACCACAGAUAAAUGUGUCUGCAGAACAUGCUGCUGCUGAUCUUAAAGGUCCAGAUGUAGACAUGAAAGCACCUGAGUUAGACUUUGAUAGGAAGGGAGAAGGAAUCCAUGUAGAAGGGAAAGAAAGCAAGGUUAAACUGUCCAAAAUGUCGGACUUUGAUGUGUCACCCCCCAAAGUCAAAGGUCCCAACAUUAAAUUCAGUCUACCCAAAUCAGAGGCUGAUAUUUCUUUACCUGAAUGUGUUGAAAUCAAGGCUCCUGAAGUUGAAUUGGAAGAUCCAUCAAUUGAAGGAUCUGUGAACAUCCCUACAAUUGAAAAAGAGGGUGAAAAAGGAAAAUUCAAGUUGCCACAAAUGAAAAUGCCUAAAUUUGGAAUUUCAACAUCUGGGGUCAAGGCUUCAAAAAUAGAAGGCGAACUGAGCUUGCCUAAAGCAGAAAUCUCUCUUCCAAAGGAAGACAUUGAUAUACAAGGAUCAGAACUUACAACAAGUGGAAAUGACACUGAUCUGAACCUACCUAAACCAGAGAUAAAUGUGCCUGCAGCAGAAGCUGCUUUUGAUCUUAAAGGUCCAGAUGUAGACAUGAAAGCACCUGAGUUAGAUGUUGAUAUGAAGGGAGAAGGAUUCCUUGUAGAUGGGAAAGAAAGCAAGUUUAAAUUACCCAAAAUGCCAGACUUUGAUGUUUCACUCCCCAAAGUCAAAGGUCCUGACAUUAAAUUCAGUAUGCCCAAAUCAGAGGAUGAUAUUUCUUUGACUGAAAGUGUUGAAAUCAAGGCUCCUGAUGUGGCAUUGGAAGCUCCAUCUCUUGAGGGAUCUGUGGACAUCCCUACAAUUGAAAAAGAGGGUGGAAAAGGAAAAUUCAAGCUGCCACAAAUGAAAAUGCCUAAAUUUGGAAUUUCAACAUCUGGGGUCAAGGCUUCAAAAAUUGAAGGUGAACUGAGCUUGCCUAAAGCAGAAAUAGCUCUUCCAAAGGCAGACAUUGAUAUACAGGAACCACAGCUUACAACAAGUGAAACUGACAUUGAUCUGUAUCUAUCUAAACCACAGAUAAAUGUGCCUGCAGUACAAGCUGCUGUUGAUCUUAAAGGUCCAGAUGUAGACAUGAAAGCUCCUGAGUUAGACGUUAAUAUGAAGGGAGAAGGAAUCCAUGUAGAAGGGAAAGAAAGCAAGUUUAAAUUUACCAAGAGGCCAGACUUUGAUGUUUCUCUCCCCAAAGUCAAAGGUCCUGACAUUAAAUUCAGUCUGCCCAAAUCAGAGGCUGAUAUUUCUUUACCUGAAAGUGUUGCAAUCAAGGCUCCUGAAGUGGAAUUGGAAGCUCCAUCUCUUGAGGGAUCUGUGGACAUCCCUACAAUUGAAAAAGAGGGUGGAAAAGGAAAAUUGAAGAUGCCACAAAUGAAAAUGUCUAAAUUUGGAAUUUCAACAUCUGGGGUCAAGGCUUCAAAAAUAGAAGGCGAUCUGAGCUUGCCUAAAGCAAAAAUCUCUCUUCCAAAGGCAGACAUUGACAUACAAGGACCACAGCUUACAACAAGAGAAACUGACAUUGAUCUGAAUCUAUCUAAACCACAGAUAAAUGUGCCUGCAGCAGAAGGUACUUUUGAUCUUAAAGGUCCAGACGUAGACAUGAAAGCACCUGAGUUAGACGUUGAUAUGAAGGGAGAAGGAAUCCAUGUAGAAGGGAAAGAAAGCAAGGUUAAAUUGCCCAAAAUGCCGGACUUUGAUGUUUCACUCCCCAAAGUCAAAGAUCCUGACAUUAAAUUCAGUCUGCCUAAAUCAGAGACUGAUAUUUCUUUGCCUGAAAGUGUUGAAAUCAAGGCUCCUGAUGUGGCAUUGGAAGCUCCAUCUCUUGAGGGAUCUGUGGAAAUCCCUAUAAUUGAAAAAGAGGGUGGAAAAGGAAAAUUCAAGAUGCCACAAAUGAAAAUGCCUAAAUUUGGAAUUUCAACAUCUGGGUUCAAGGCUUCAAAAAUAGAAGGCGAACUGAGCUUGCCUAAAGCAGAAAUCUCUCUUCCAAAGGCAGACAUUGACAUACAAGGACCACAGCUUACAACAAGUGAAACUGACAUUGAUCUGAAUCUAUCUGAACAACAGAUAAAUGUGUCUGCAAUACAAGCUGCUGUUGAUCUUAAAGGUCCAGAUGUAGACAUGAAAGCACCUGAGUUAGACGUUGAAAUGAAGGGAGAAGGAAUCCAUGUAGAAGGGAAAGAAAGCAAGGUUAAAUUAGCCAAAAUGCCGGACUUUGAUGUUUCACUCCCCAAAGUCAAAGGUCCUGACAUUAAAUUCAGUCUGCCUAAAUCAGAGACUGAUAUUUCUUUGCCUGAAAGUGUUGAAAUCAAGGCUCCUGAUGUGGCAUUGGAAGCUCCAUCUCUUGAGGGAUCUGUGGACAUCCCUACAAUUGAAAAAGAGGGUGGAAAAGGAAAAUUCAAGAUGCCACAAAUGAAAAUGCCUAAAUUUGGAAUUUCAACAUCUGGGGUCAAGGCUUCAAUAAUUGAAGGCGAACUGGGCUUGCCUAAAGCAGAAAUUUCUCUUCCAAAGGCAGACAUUGACAUACAAGGACCACAGCUUACAACAAGUGAAACUGACAUUGAUCUGAAUCUAUCUAAACCACAGAUAAAUGUGCCUGCAGUACAAGCUGCUGUUGAUCUUAAAGGUCCAGAUGUAGACAUGAAAGCACCUGAGUUAGACGUUGAUAUGAAGGGAGAAGGAAUCCAUGUAGAAGGGAAAGAAAGCAAGGUUAAAUUGCCCAAAAUGCCGGACUUUGAUGUUUCACUCCCCAAAGUCAAAGGUCCUGACAUUAAAUUCAGUCUGCCUAAAUCAGAGGCUGAUAUUUCUUUGCCUGAAAGUGAUGAAAUCAAGGCUCCUGAUGUGGCAUUGGAAGUUUCAUCUCUUGAGGGAUCUGUGGAAAUCCCUACAAUUGAAAAAGAGGGUGGAAAAGGAAAAUUCAAGAUGCCACAAAUGAAAAUGCCUAAAUUUGGAAUUUCAACAUCUGGGUUCAAGGCUUCAAAAAUAGAAGGCGAACUGAGCUUGCCUAAAGCAGAAAUCUCUCUUCCAAAGGCAGACAUUGACAUACAAGGACCACAGCUUGCAACAAGUGAAACUGACAUUGAUCUGAAUCUAUCUGAACAACAGAUAAAUGUGUCUGCAGUACAAGCUGCUGUUGAUCUUAAAGGUCCAGAUGUAGACAUGAAAGCACCUGAGUUAGACGUUGAAAUGAAGGGAGAAGGAAUCCAUGUAGAAGGGAAAGAAAGCAAGGUUAAAUUACCCAAAAUGCCGGACUUUGAUGUUUCACUCCCCAAAGUCAAAGGUCCUGACAUUAAAUUCAGUCUGCCUAAAUCAGAGACUGAUAUUUCUUUGCCUGAAAGUAUUGAAAUCAAGGCUCCUGAUGUGGCAUUGGAAGCUCCAUCUCUUGAGGGAUCUGUGGACAUCCCUACAAUUGAAAAAGAGGGUGGAAAAGGAAAAUUCAAGUUGCCACAAAUGAAAAUGCCUAAAUUUGGAAUUUCAACAUCUGGGGUCAAGGCUUCAAAAAUUGAAGGCGAACUGGGCUUGCCUAAAGCAGAAAUCUCUCUUCCAAAGGCAGACAUUGACAUACAAGGACCACAGCUUACAACAAGUGAAACUGACAUUGAUCUGAACCUUCCUAAACCACAGAUAAAUGUGCCUGCAGUACAAGCUGCUGUUGAUCUUAAAGGUCCAGAUGUAGACAUGAAAGCACCUGAGUUAGACGUUGAAAUGAAGGGAGAAGGAAUCCAUGUAGAAGGGAAAGAAAGCAAGGCUAAAUUGCCCAUAAUGCCGGACUUUGAUGUUUCACUCCCCAAAGUCAAAGGUCCUGACAUUAAAUUCAGUCUGCCUAAAUCAGAGACUGAUAUUUCUUUGCCUGAAAGUGUUGAAAUCAAGGCCCCUGAUGUGGCAUUGGAAGUUUCAUCUCUUGAGGGAUCUGUGGAAAUCCCUACAAUUGAUAAAGAGGGUGGAAAAGGAAAAUUCAAGAUGCCACAAAUGAAAAUGCCUAAAUUUGGAAUUUCAACAUCUGGGGUCAAGGCUUCAAAAAUUGAAGGCGAACUGGGCUUGCCUAAAGCAGAAAUCUCUCUUCCAAAGGCAGACAUUGACAUACAAGGACCACAGCUUACAACAAGAGAAACUGACAUUGAUCUGAACCUUCCUAAACCACAGAUAAAUGUGCCUGCAGCAGAAGGUACUUUUUUUCUUAAAGGUCCAGAUGUAGACAUGAAGACACCUGAGUUAGACGUUGAUAUGAAGGGAGAAGGAAUCCGUGUAGAAGGGAAAGAAAGCAAGGUUAAAUUGCCCAAAAUGCCGGACUUUGAUAUUUCACUCCCCAAAGUCAAAGGUCCUGACAUUAAAUUCAGUCUGCCUAAAUCAGAGACUGAUAUUUCUUUGCCUGAAAGUGUUGAAAUCAAGGCUCCUGAUGUGGCAUUGGAAGCUCCAUCUCUUGAGGGAUCUGUGGACAUCCCUACAAUUGAAAAAGAGGGUGGAAAAGAAAAAUUCAAGUUGCCACAAAUGAAAAUGCCUAAAUUUGGAAUUUCAACAUCUGGGGUCAAGGCUUCAGUAAUUGAAGGCCAACUGAGCUUGCCUAAAGCAGAAAUCUCUCUUCCAAAGGCAGACAUUGACAUACAAGGACCACAGCUUACAACAAGUGAAACUGACAUUGAUCUGAAUCUAUCUAAACCACAGAUAAAUGUGCCUGCAGUACAAGCUGCUGUUGAUCUUAAAGGUCCAGAUGUAGACAUGAAAGCACCUGAGUUAGACGUUGAUAUGAAGGGAGAAGGAAUCCAUGUAGAAGGGAAAGAAAGCAAGGUUAAAUUGCCCAAAAUGCCGGACUUUGAUGUUUCACUCCCCAAAGUCAAAGGUCCUGACAUUAAAUUCAGUCUGCCUAAAUCAGAGGCUGAUAUUUCUUUGCCUGAAAGUGAUGAAAUCAAGGCUCCUGAUGUGGCAUUGGAAGCUCCAUCUCUUGAGGGAUCUGUGGACAUCCCUACAAUUGAAAAAGAGGGUGGAAAAGGAAAAUUCAAGUUGCCACAAAUGAAAAUGCCUAAAUUUGGAAUUUCAACAUCUGGGGUCAAGGCUUCAAAAAUUGAAGGCGAACUGGGCUUGCCUAAAGCAGAAAUCUCUCUUCCAAAGGCAGACAUUGACAUACAAGGACCACAGCUUGCAACAAGUGAAACUGACAUUGAUCUGAAUCUAUCUGAACAACAGAUAAAUGUGUCUGCAGUACAAGCUGCUGUUGAUCUUAAAGGUCCAGAUGUAGACAUGAAAGCACCUGAGUUAGACGUUGAAAUGAAGGGAGAAGGAAUCCAUGUAGAAGGGAAAGAAAGCAAGGUUAAAUUACCCAAAAUGCCGGACUUUGAUGUUUCACUCCCCAAAGUCAAAGGUCCUGACAUUAAAUUCAGUCUGCCUAAAUCAGAGACUGAUAUUUCUUUGCCUGAAAGUAUUGAAAUCAAGGCUCCUGAUGUGGCAUUGGAAGCUCCAUCUCUUGAGGGAUCUGUGGACAUCCCUACAAUUGAAAAAGAGGGUGGAAAAGGAAAAUUCAAGUUGCCACAAAUGAAAAUGCCUAAAUUUGGAAUUUCAACAUCUGGGGUCAAGGCUUCAAAAAUUGAAGGCGAACUGGGCUUGCCUAAAGCAGAAAUCUCUCUUCCAAAGGCAGACAUUGACAUACAAGGACCACAGCUUACAACAAGUGAAACUGACAUUGAUCUGAAUCUAUCUAAACCACAGAUAAAUGUGCCUGCAGUACAAGCUGCUGUUGAUCUUAAAGGUCCAGAUGUAGACAUGAAAGCACCUGAGUUAGACGUUGAUAUGAAGGGAGAAGGAAUCCAUGUAGAAGGGAAAGAAAGCAAGGCUAAAUUGCCCAUAAUGCCGGACUUUGAUGUUUCACUCCCCAAAGUCAAAGGUCCUGACAUUAAAUUCAGUCUGCCUAAAUCAGAGACUGAUAUUUCUUUGCCUGAAAGUGAUGAAAUCAAGGCUCCUGAUGUGGCAUUGGAAGUUUCAUCUCUUGAGGGAUCUGUGGAAAUCCCUACAAUUGAUAAAGAGGGUGGAAAAGGAAAAUUCAAGAUGCCACAAAUGAAAAUGCCUAAAUUUGGAAUUUCAACAUCUGGGGUCAAGGCUUCAAAAAUUGAAGGCGAACUGGGCUUGCCUAAAGCAGAAAUCUCUCUUCCAAAGGCAGACAUUGACAUACAAGGACCACAGCUUACAACAAGAGAAACUGACAUUGAUCUGAACCUUCCUAAAUCACAGAUAAAUGUGCCUGCAGCAGAAGGUACUUUUUUUCUUAAAGGUCCAGAUGUAGACAUGAAGACACCUGAGUUAGACGUUGAUAUGAAGGGAGAAGGAAUCCGUGUAGAAGGGAAAGAAAGCAAGGUUAAAUUGCCCAAAAUGCCGGACUUUGAUGUUUCACUCCCCAAAGUCAAAGGUCCUGACAUUAAAUUCAGUCUGCCAAAAUCAGAGACUGAUAUUUCUUUACCUGAAAGUGUUGAAAUCAAGGCUCCUGAUGUGGCAUUGGAAGCUCCAUCUCUUGAGGGAUCUGUGGACAUCCCUACAAUUGAAAAAGAGGGUGGAAAAGAAAAAUUCAAGUUGCCACAAAUGAAAAUGCCUAAAUUUGGAAUUUCAACAUCUGGGGUCAAGGCUUCAAUAAUUGAAGGCCAACUGAGCUUGCCUAAAGCAGAAAUCUCUCUUCCAAAGGCAGACAUUGACAUACAAGGACCACAGCUUACAACAAGUGAAACUGACAUUGAUCUGAAUCUAUCUAAACCACAGAUAAAUGUGCCUGCAGUACAAGCUGCUGUUGAUCUUAAAGGUCCAGAUGUAGACAUGAAAGCACCUGAGUUAGACGUUGAUAUGAAGGGAGAAGGAAUCCAUGUAGAAGGGAAAGAAAGCAAGGUUAAAUUGCCCAAAAUGCCGGACUUUGAUGUUUCACUCCCCAAAGUCAAAGGUCCUGACAUUAAAUUCAGUCUGCCUAAAUCAGAGGCUGAUAUUUCUUUGCCUGAAAGUGAUGAAAUCAAGGCUCCUGAUGUGGCAUUGGAAGUUUCAUCUCUUGAGGGAUCUGUGGAAAUCCCUACAAUUGAUAAAGAGGGUGGAAAAGGAAAAUUCAAGAUGCCACAAAUGAAAAUGCCUAAAUUUGGAAUUUCAACAUCUGGGGUCAAGGCUUCAAAAAUUGAAGGCGAACUGGGCUUGCCUAAAGCAGAAAUCUCUCUUCCAAAGGCAGACAUUGACAUACAAGGACCACAGCUUACAACAAGUGAAACUGAUAUUGAUCUGAACCUUCCUAAACCACAGAUAAAUGUGCCUGCAGCAGAAGGUACUUUUGAUCUUAAAGGUCCAGAUGUAGACAUGAAGACACCUGAGUUAGACGUUGAAAUGAAGGGAGAAGGAAUCCGUGUAGAAGGGAAAGAAAGCAAGGUUAAAUUGCCCAUAAUGCCGGACUUUGAUGUUUCACUCCCCAAAGUCAAAGGUCCUGACAUUAAAUUCAGUCUGCCUAAAUCAGAGACUGAUAUUUCUUUGCCUGAAAGUGUUGAAAUCAAGGCUCCUGAUGUGGCAUUGGAAGCUCCAUCUCUUGAGGGAUCUGUGGACAUCCCUACAAUUGAAAAAGAGGGUGGAAAAGAAAAAUUCAAGUUGCCACAAAUGAAAAUGCCUAAAUUUGGAAUUUCAACAUCUGGGGUCAAGGCUUCAGUAAUUGAAGGCCAACUGAGCUUGCCUAAAGCAGAAAUCUCUCUUCCAAAGGCAGACAUUGACAUACAAGGACCACAGCUUACAACAAGUGAAACUGACAUUGAUCUGAAUCUAUCUAAACCACAGAUAAAUGUGCCUGCAGUACAAGCUGCUGUUGAUCUUAAAGGUCCAGAUGUAGACAUGAAAGCACCUGAGUUAGACGUUGAUAUGAAGGGAGAAGGAAUCCAUGUAGAAGGGAAAGAAAGCAAGGUUAAAUUGCCCAAAAUGCCGGACUUUGAUGUUUCACUCCCCAAAGUCAAAGGUCCUGACAUUAAAUUCAGUCUGCCUAAAUCAGAGGCUGAUAUUUCUUUGCCUGAAAGUGAUGAAAUCAAGGCUCCUGAUGUGGCAUUGGAAGUUUCAUCUCUUGAGGGAUCUGUGGAAAUCCCUACAAUUGAUAAAGAGGGUGGAAAAGGAAAAUUCAAGAUGCCACAAAUGAAAAUGCCUAAAUUUGGAAUUUCAACAUCUGGGGUCAAGGCUUCAAAAAUUGAAGGCAAACUGGGCUUGCCUAAAGCAGAAAUCUCUCUUCCAAAGGCAGACAUUGACAUACAAGGACCACAGCUUACAACAAGUGAAACUGAUAUUGAUCUGAACCUUCCUAAACCACAGAUAAAUGUGCCUGCAGCAGAAGGUACUUUUGAUCUUAAAGGUCCAGAUGUAGACAUGAAGACACCUGAGUUAGACGUUGAAAUGAAGGGAGAAGGAAUCCGUGUAGAAGGGAAAGAAAGCAAGGUUAAAUUGCCCAUAAUUCCGGACUUUGAUGUUUCACUCCCCAAAGUCAAAGGUCCUGACAUUAAAUUCAGUCUGCCUAAAUCAGAGACUGAUAUUUCUUUGCCUGAAAGUGUUGAAAUCAAGGCUGCUGAUGUGGCAUUGGAAGCUCCAUCUCUUGAGGGAUCUGUGGACAUCCCUACAAUUGAAAAAGAGGGUGGAAAAGGAAAAUUCAAGAUGCCACAAAUGAAAAUGCCUAAAUUUGGAAUUUCAACAUCUGGGGUCAAGGCUUCAAAAAUAGAAGGGGAACUGAGCUUGCCUAAAGCAGAAAUCUCUAUUCCAAAGGCAGACACUUAUUUAGAGGAACAACAGCUUACAACAUGUGAAACUGACAUUGAUCUGAAUCUAUCUAAACUAAAGAUAAAUGUGCCUGCAGUACAAGCUGCUGUUGAUCUUAAAGGUCCUGAUGUAGACAUGAAAGCACCUGAGUUAGACGUUGAAAUGAAGGGAGAAGGAAUCCAUGUAGAAGGGAAAGAAAGCAAGGUUAAAUUGCCCAAAAUGCCGGACUUUGAUGUUUCACUCCCCAAAGUCAAAGGUCCUGACAUUAAAUUCAGUCUGCCUAAAUCAGAGACUGAUAUUUCUUUGCCUGAAAGUGUUGAAAUCAAGGCCCCUGAUGUGGCAUUGGAAGCUUCAUCUCUUGAGGGAUCUCUGGACAUCCCUACAAUUGAAAAAGAGGGUGGAAAAGGAAAAUUCAAUUUGCCACAAAUGAAAAUGCCUAAAUUUGGAAUUUCAACAUCUGAGGUCAAGGCUUCAAAAAUUGAAGGCGAACUGGGCUUGCCUAAAGCAGAAAUCUCUCUUCCAAAGGCAGACAUUGACAUACAAGGACCACAGCUUACAACAAGUGAAACUGACAUUGAUCUGAAUCUAUCUGAACAACAGAUAAAUGUAUCUGCAGUACAAGCUGCUGUUGAUUUUAAAGGUCCAGAGGUAGACAUGAAAGCACCUGAGUUAGACGUUGAAAUGAAGGGAGAAGGAAUCCAUGUAGAAGGGAAAGAAAGCAAGGUUAAAUUGCCCAAAAUGCCGGACUUUGAUGUUUCACUCCCCAAAGUCGAAGGUCCUGACAUUAAAUUCAGUCUGCCAAAAUCAGAGACUGAUAUUUCUUUGCCUGAAAGUGUUGAAAUCAAGGCUCCUGAUGUGGCAUUAGAAGCUCCAUCUCUUGAGGGAUCUGUGGACAUCCCUACAAUUGAAAAAGAGGGUGGAAAAGGAAAAUUCAAGCUGCCAGAAAUGAAAAUGCCUAAAUUUGGAAUUUCAACAACUGGGUUUAAGGCUUCAAAAAUUGAAGGCGAACUGAGCUUGCCUAAAGCAGAAAUCUCUCUUCCAAAGGCAGACAUUGACAUACAAGGACCACAGCUUACAACAAGUGAAACUGACAUUGAUCUGAAUCUAUCUAAACCACAGAUAAAUGUGCCUGCUGCAGAAGGUACUUUUGAUCUUAAAGGUCCAGACGUAGACAUGAAAGCACAUGAGUUAGACGUUGAUAUGAAGGGAGAAGGAAUCCAUGUAGAAGGGAAAGAAAGUAAGGUUAAAUUGCCCAAAAUGUCGGACUUUGAUGUUUCACUCCCCAAAGUCAAAGAUCCUGACAUUAAAUUCAGUCUGCCUAAAUCAGAGACUGAUAUUUCUUUGCCUGAAUGUGUUGAAAUCAAGGCUCCUGAUGUGGAAUUGGAAGCUCCAUCACUUGAAGGAUCUCUGAACAUCCCUACAAUUGAAAAAGAGGGUGGAAAAGGAAAAUUCAAGUUGCCACAAAUGAAAAUGCCUAAAUUUGGAAUUUUAGCAUCUGGGGUCGAGGCUUCAAAAAUAGAAGACAAACUGAGUUUGCCUAAAGCAGAAAUUUCUCUUCCAAAGGCAGACAUUGAUAUACAAGGACCAGAACUUACAAAAAGUGGAACUCACAUUGAUCUGAACCUACCUAAACCACAGAUAAAUGUGCCUGCAGCAGAAGGUACUUUUGAUCUUAAAGGUCCAGAUGUAGACAUGAAGACACCUGAGAUAGACGUUGAUAUGAAGGGAGAAGGAUUCCAUGGAGAAGGGAAAGAAAGCAAGUUUAAAUUGCCCAAAAAGUCGGACUUUGAUGUUUCACUCCCCAAAGUCAAAGGUCCUGACAUAAAGUUCAGUAUGCCCAAAUCAGAGGCUGAUAUUUCUUUACCUGAAAGUUUUGGAAUCAAACCUCAUGAAGUUGUAUUGGAAGCUCCGUCAUUUGAGGGAUCUGUGGACAUCCCUACAAUUGAAACAGAGGGCGGAAAGGGAAAAUUCAAGAUGCCACAAAUGAAAAUGCCUAAAUUUGGAUUUUCAACUUCUGGGUUCAAGGCUUCAAAAAUAGAAGGCGAACUGAGAUUGCCUAAAACAGAAAUCUCUCCUCCAAAGGCAGACAUUGAUAUACAGGGACCACAGCUUACAACAAGUGAAACUGACAUUGAUCUGAAUCUAUCUAAACCACAUAUAAAUGUGCCUGCAGUAAAAGCUGCAGUUGAUCUUAAAGGUCCAGAUAAAGACAUCAAAACUCCAGAAUUAACCUUUGAUAUCAAGGGAAAAGUCGAUGUAGAAGGGAAAGAUAGCAAAUUUAAAAUGCCCAAAAUGCCAGAGUUUGAUAUUUCUCUCCCCCAAGUCAAAGGUCCUGAUGUUAAAUUUAGUAUCCCCAAAGGAGAAAUUGAUGUCUCUGCACCAAAAAGAGAAGUUGAGCUUACAGGACCAGAGAUAAAUAUUGAAGGUCUAUCAGUUGAAGGAGCUGUGGACAUCCCUAAAAUUGAAACAGAGGGUGGAAAAGGAAAAUUCAAAAUGCCACACUUUAAAAUGCCUACAUUUGGCAUGUCAACAUCUGGCGUGAAGACUGCUAAAGUAGAAGGCGAAGUAAAGUUGCCAAAAGCAGAUAUCUCUCUUCCAAAGGCAGACAUUGACAUGAAAGGAGCACAGCUAACAUCAGGCGAAACUAACAUCGAUCUGAACCUUCCUAAACCUGAGAUAGAUGUGUCUGCAUCACAACAUGCUGUUGAUCUUGAAGGUCCAAGUGUAGACAUCAAAACACCAGAAAUAGCCUUUGAUGUCAAGGGAAAAGUCGAUGUAGAAGGGAAAGAUAGCAAAUUUAAAAUGCCCAAAAUGCCAGAGUUUGACAUUUCCCUCCCCAAAGUCACAGGUCCUGAUGUUAAAUCCAGUAUCCCCAAAAGAGAAAUUGAUGUCUCUGCACCAAAACCAGAAGUUGAGCUUACGGGACCGGAGAUAGAUAUUGAAGGUCCAUCAGUUGAAGGAGCUGUGGACAUCCCUAAAAUUGAAACAGAGGGAGGAAAGGGAAAAUUCAAAAUGCCACACUUUAAAAUGCCUACAUUUGGCAUGUCAACAUCUGGCGUGAAGACUGCUAAAGUAGAAGGUGAAGUAAAGUUGCCAAAAGCAGACAUCUCUCUUCCAAAGGCAAACAUUGACAUGAAAGGAGCACAGCUAACAUCAGGUGAAACUGAAAUCGAUCUGAACCUUCCUAAACCUGAGAUAGAUGUGUCUGCAUCACAACAUGCUGUUGAUCUUAAAGGUCCAGAUAAAUACAUCAAAACACCAGAAUUAACCUUUGAUAUCAAGGGAAAAGUCGAUGUAGAAGGGAAAGAUAGCAAAGUUAAAAUGCCCAAAAUGCCAGAGUUUGAUAUUUCUCUCCCCAAAGUCAAAGGUCCUGAUGUUAAAUUUAGUAUCCCCAAAGGAGAAAUUGAUGUCUCUGCACCAAAAACAGAAGUUGAGCUAAUGGGACCAGAGAUAGAUAUCAAAGGUCCAUCAGUUGAAGGAGCUGUGAACAUCCCUAAAAUUGAAACAGAGGGCGGAAAGGGAAAAUUCAAAAUGCCACACUUUAAAAUGCCUACAUUUGGCAUGUCAACAUCUGGCGUGAAGACUGCUAAAGUAGAAGGCGAAGUAAAGUUGCCAAAAGCAGACAUCUCUCUUCCAAAGGCAGAUAUUGACAUGAAAGGAGCACAGCUAACAUCAGGUGAAACUGAAAUCGAUCUGAACCUUCCUAAACCUGAGAUAGAUGUGUCUGCAUCACAACAUGCUGUUGAUCUUAAAGGUCCAGAUAAAUACAUCAAAACACCAGAAUUAACCUUUGAUAUCAAGGGAAAAGUCGAUGUAGAAGGGAAAGAUAGCAAAGUUAAAAUGCCCAAAAUGCCAGAGUUUGACAUUUCCCUCCCAAAAGUCAAAGGACCUGAUGUUAAAUGUAGUAUCCCCAAAGGAGAAAUUGAUGUCUCUGCACCAAAAAGAGAAGUUGAGCUUACAGGACCAGAGAUAAAUAUUGAAGGUCUAUCAGUUGAAGGAGCUGUGGACAUCCCUAAAAUUGAAACAGAGGGUGGAAAAGGAAAAUUCAAAAUGCCACACUUUAAAAUGCCUACAUUUGGCAUGUCAACAUCUGGCGUGAAGACUGCUAAAGUAGAAGGCGAAGUAAAGUUGCCAAAAGCAGAUAUCUCUCUUCCAAAGGCAGACAUUGACAUGAAAGGAGCACAGCUAACAUCAGGCGAAACUAACAUCGAUCUGAACCUUCCUAAACCUGAGAUAGAUGUGUCUGCAUCACAACAUGCUGUUGAUUUUGAAGGUCCAAGUGUAGACAUCAAAACACCAGAAAUAGCCUUUGAUGUCAAGGGAAAAGUCGAUGUAGAAGGGAAAGAUAGCAAAUUUAAAAUGCCCAAAAUGCCAGAGUUUGACAUUUCCCUCCCCAAAGUCAAAGGUCCUGAUGUUAAAUCCAGUAUCCCCAAAGGAGAAAUUGAUGUCUCUGCACCAAAACCAGAAGUUGAGCUUACGGGACCGGAGAUAGAUAUUGAAGGUCCAUCAGUUGAAGGAGCUGUGGACAUCCCUAAAAUUGAAACAGAGGGAGGAAAGGGAAAAUUCAAAAUGCCACACUUUAAAAUGCCUACAUUUGGCAUGUCAACAUCUGGCGUGAAGACUGCUAAAGUAGAAGGUGAAGUAAAGUUGCCAAAAGCAGACAUCUCUCUUCCAAAGGCAGACAUUGACAUGAAAGGAGCACAGCUAACAUCAGGUGAAACUGAAAUCGAUCUGAACCUUCCUAAACCUGAGAUAGAUGUGUCUGCAUCACAACAUGCUGUUGAUCUUAAAGGUCCAGAUAAAUACAUCAAAACACCAGAAUUAACCUUUGAUAUCAAGGGAAAAGUCGAUGUAGAAGGGAAAGAUAGCAAAUUUAAAAUGCCCAAAAUGCCAGAGUUUGAUAUUUCUCUCCCCAAAGUCAAAGGUCCUGAUGUUAAAUUUAGUAUCCCCAAAGGAGAAAUUGAUGUCUCUGCACCAAAAACAGAAGUUGAGCUAAUGGGACCAGAGAUAGAUAUCAAAGGUCCAUCAGUUGAAGGAGCUGUGAACAUCCCUAAAAUUGAAACAGAGGGCGGAAAAGGAAAAUUCAAAAUGCCACACUUUAAAAUGCCUACAUUUGGCAUGCCAACAUCUGGCGUGAAGACUCCUAAAGUAGAAGGUGAAGUAAAGUUGCCAAAAGCAGAUAUCUCUCUUCCAAAGGCAGACAUUGACAUGAAAGGAGCACAGCUAACAUCAGGCGAAACUAAUAUCGAUCUGAACCUCCCUAAACCUGAGAUAGAUGUGUCUGCAUCACAACAUGCUGUUGAUCUUAAAGGUCCAAGUGUAGACAUCAAAACACUAGAAUUAGCCUUUGAUGUCAAGGAAAAAGUCGAUGUAGAAGGGAAAGAUAGCAAAUUUAAAAUGCCCAAAAUGCCAGAGUUUGACAUUUCCCUCCCAAAAGUCAAAGGACCUGAUGUUAAAUGUAGUAUCCCCAAAGGAGAAAUUGAUGUCUCUGCACCAAAAAGAGAAGCUGAGCUUACGGGACCGGAGAUAGCUAAUGAAGGUCUAUCUGUUGAAGGAGCUGUGGACAUCCCUAAAAUUGAAAUAGAGGAAAGAAAAGGAAAAUUCAAAAUGCCUCACUUUAAAAUGCCUGCAUUUGGCAUGUCAACAUCUGGCAUGAAGACUCCUAAAGUAGAAGGCGAAGUAAAGUUGCCAAAAGCAGACAUCUCUCUUCCAAAGGCAGACAUUGACAUGAAAGGACCACAGCUAACAUCAGGUGAAACUGAAAUAGAUCUGAACCUCCCUAAACCUGAGAUAGAUGUGUCUGCAUCACAACCUGCUGUUGAUCUUAAAGGUCCAAGUGUAGACAUCAAAACACCAGAAUUAGCCUUUGAUGUCAAGGGAAAAGUCGAUGUAGAAGGGAAAGAUAGCAAGUUUAAAAUGCCGAAUAUGUCAGCCUUUGACAUUUCCCUCCCCAAAGUCAAAGGAUCUGAUGUUAAAUUUAAUAUCCCCAAAGGAGAAAUUGAUGUCUCUGCACCAAAAACAGAAGUUGAGCUAAUGGGACCAGAGAUAGAUAUCGAAGGUCCAUCAGUUGAAGGAGCUGUGAACAUCCCUAAAAUUGAAACAGAGGGCGGAAAAGGAAAAUUCAAAAUGCCACACUUUAAAAUGCCUACAUUUGGCAUGUCAACAUCUGGCGUGAAGACUCCUAAAUUAGAAGGCGAAAUAAAGUUGCCAAAAGCAGACAUCUUUCAUCCAAAGGCAGACAUUGACAUGAAAGGAGCACAGCUAACAUCAGGCGAAACUGAAAUCAAUCUGAACCUUCCUAAACCUGAGAUAGAUGUGUCUGCAUCACAACAUGCUGUUGAUCUUGAAGGUCCAAGUGUAGACAUCAAAACACCAGAAAUAGCCUUUGAUAUCAAGGGAAAAGUCGAUGUAGAAGGGAAAGAUAGCAAAUUUAAAAUGCCCAAAAUGCCAGAGUUUGACAUUUCCCUCCCCAAAGUCACAGGUCCUGAUGUUAAAUCCAGUAUCCCCAAAAGAGAAAUUGAUGUCUCUGCACCAAAACCAGAAGUUGAGCUUACGGGACCGGAGAUAGAUAUUGAAGGUCCAUCAGUUGAAGGAGCUGUGGACAUCCCUAAAAUUGAAACAGAGGGAGGAAAGGGAAAAUUCAAAAUGCCACACUUUAAAAUGCCUACAUUUGGCAUGUCAACAUCUGGCGUGAAGACUGCUAAAGUAGAAGGCGAAGUAAAGUUGCCAAAAGCAGACAUCUCUCUUCCAAAGGCAGACAUUGACAUGAAAGGAGCACAGCUAACAUCAGGCGAAACUGAAAUCAAUCUGAACCUUCCUAAACCUGAGAUAGAUGUGUCUGCAUCACAACAUGCUGUUGAUCUUGAAGGUCCAAGUGUAGACAUCAAAACACCAGAAAUAGCCUUUGAUGUCAAGGGAAAAGUCGAUGUAGAAGGGAAAGAUAGCAAAGUUAAAAUGCCCAAAAUGCCAGAGUUUGAUAUUUCUCUCCCCAAAGUCAAAGGUCCUGAUGUUAAAUUUAGUAUCCCCAAAGGAGAAAUUGAUGUCUCUGCACCAAAAACAGAAGUUGAGCUAAUGGGACCAGAGAUAGAUAUCAAAGGUCCAUCAGUUGAAGGAGCUGUGAACAUCCCUAAAAUUGAAACAGAGGGCGGAAAGGGAAAAUUCAAAAUGCCACACUUUAAAAUGCCUACAUUUGGCAUGUCAACAUCUGGCGUGAAGACUGCUAAAGUAGAAGGCGAAGUAAAGUUGCCAAAAGCAGACAUCUCUCUUCCAAAGGCAGACAUUGACAUGAAAGGAGCACAGCUAACAUCAGGUGAAACUGAAAUCGAUCUGAACCUUCCUAAACCUGAGAUAGAUGUGUCUGCAUCACAACAUGCUGUUGAUCUUAAAGGUCCAGAUAAAUACAUCAAAACACCAGAAUUAACCUUUGAUAUCAAGGGAAAAGUCGAUGUAGAAGGGAAAGAUAGCAAAGUUAAAAUGCCCAAAAUGCCAGAGUUUGAUAUUUCUCUCCCCAAAGUUAAAGGUCCUGAUGUUAAAUUUAGUAUCCCCAAAGGAGAAAUUGAUGUCUCUGCACCAAAAACAGAAGUUGAGCUAAUGGGACCAGAGAUAGAUAUCAAAGGUCCAUCAGCUGAAGGAGCUGUGAACAUCCCUAAAAUUGAAACAGAGGGCGGAAAGGGAAAAUUCAAAAUGCCACACUUUAAAAUGCCUACAUUUGGCAUGUCAACAUCUGGCGUGAAGACUCCUAAAGUAGAAGGCGAAGUAAAGUUGCCAAAAGCAGACAUCUCUCUUCCAAAGGCAGACAUUGACAUGAAAGGAGCACAGCUAACAUCAGGCGAAACUGAAAUCAAUCUGAACCUUCCUAAACCUGAGAUAGAUGUGUCUGCAUCACAACAUGCUGUUGAUCUUGAAGGUCCAAGUGUAGACAUCAAAACACCAGAAAUAGCCUUUGAUGUCAAGGGAAAAGUCGAUGUAGAAGGGAAAGAUAGCAAAUUUAAAAUGCCCAAAAUGCCAGAGUUUGACAUUUCCCUCCCCAAAGUCACAGGUCCUGAUGUUAAAUCCAGUAUCCCCAAAAGAGAAAUUGAUGUCUCUGCACCAAAACCAGAAGUUGAGCUUACGGGACCGGAGAUAGAUAUUGAAGGUCCAUCAGUUGAAGGAGCUGUGGACAUCCCUAAAAUUGAAACAGAGGGAGGAAAGGGAAAAUUCAAAAUGCCACACUUUAAAAUGCCUACAUUUGGCAUGUCAACAUCUGGCGUGAAGACUGCUAAAGUAGAAGGCGAAGUAAAGUUGCCAAAAGCAGACAUCUCUCUUCCAAAGGCAGACAUUGACAUGAAAGGAGCACAGCUAACAUCAGGCGAAACUGAAAUCAAUCUGAACCUUCCUAAACCUGAGAUAGAUGUGUCUGCAUCACAACAUGCUGUUGAUCUUGAAGGUCCAAGUGUAGACAUCAAAACACCAGAAAUAGCCUUUGAUGUCAAGGGAAAAGUCGAUGUAGAAGGGAAAGAUAGCAAAGUUAAAAUGCCCAAAAUGCCAGAGUUUGACAUUUCCCUCCCCAAAGUCACAGGUCCUGAUGUUAAAUCCAGUAUCCCCAAAAGAGAAAUUGAUGUCUCUGCACCAAAACCAGAAGUUGAGCUUACGGGACCGGAGAUAGAUAUUGAAGGUCCAUCAGUUGAAGGAGCUGUGGACAUCCCUAAAAUUGAAACAGAGGGAGGAAAGGGAAAAUUCAAAAUGCCACACUUUAAAAUGCCUACAUUUGGCAUGUCAACAUCUGGCGUGAAGACUGCUAAAGUAGAAGGUGAAGUAAAGUUGCCAAAAGCAGACAUCUCUCUUCCAAAGGCAAACAUUGACAUGAAAGGAGCACAGCUAACAUCAGGUGAAACUGAAAUCGAUCUGAACCUUCCUAAACCUGAGAUAGAUGUGUCUGCAUCACAACAUGCUGUUGAUCUUAAAGGUCCAGAUAAAUACAUCAAAACACCAGAAUUAACCUUUGAUAUCAAGGGAAAAGUCGAUGUAGAAGGGAAAGAUAGCAGAGUUAAAAUGCCCAAAAUGCCAGAGUUUGAUAUUUCUCUCCCCAAAGUCAAAGGUCCUGAUGUUAAAUUUAGUAUCCCCAAAGGAGAAAUUGAUGUCUCUGCACCAAAAACAGAAGUUGAGCUAAUGGGACCAGAGAUAGAUAUCAAAGGUCCAUCAGUUGAAGGAGCUGUGAACAUCCCUAAAAUUGAAACAGAGGGCGGAAAAGGAAAAUUCAAAAUGCCACACUUUAAAAUGCCUACAUUUGGCAUGUCAACAUCUGGCGUGAAGACUGCUAAAGUAGAAGGCGAAGUAAAGUUGCCAAAAGCAGACAUCUCUCUUCCAAAGGCAGAUAUUGACAUGAAAGGAGCACAGCUAACAUCAGGUGAAACUGAAAUCGAUCUGAACCUUCCUAAACCUGAGAUAGAUGUGUCUGCAUCACAACAUGCUGUUGAUCUUAAAGGUCCAGAUAAAUACAUCAAAACACCAGAAUUAACCUUUGAUAUCAAGGGAAAAGUCGAUGUAGAAGGGAAAGAUAGCAAAGUUAAAAUGCCCAAAAUGCCAGAGUUUGACAUUUCCCUCCCAAAAGUCAAAGGACCUGAUGUUAAAUGUAGUAUCCCCAAAGGAGAAAUUGAUGUCUCUGCACCAAAAAGAGAAGCUGAGCUUACGGGACCGGAGAUAGCUAAUGAAGGUCUAUCUGUUGAAGGAGCUGUGGACAUCCCUAAAAUUGAAACAGAGGAAAGAAAAGGAAAAUUCAAAAUGCCUCACUUUAAAAUGCCUACAUUUGGCAUGUCAACAUCUGGCGUGAAGACUCCUAAAGUAGAAGGCGAAGUAAAGUUGCCAAAAGCAGACAUCUCUCUUCCAAAGGCAGACAUUGACAUGAAAGGAGCACAGCUAACAUCAGGCAAAACUGAAAUCGAUCUGAACCUCCCUAAACCUGAGAUAGAUGUGUCUGCAUCACAACAUGCUGUUGAUCUUAAAGGUCCAAGUGUAGACAUCAAAACACCAGAAUUAGCCUUUGAUGUCAAGGGAAAAGUCGAUGUAGAAGGGAAAGAUAGCAAAUUUAAAAUGCCCAAAAUGCCAGAGUUUGAUAUUUCUCUCCCCAAAGUCAAAGGUCCUGAUGUUAAAUUCAGUAUGCCCAAAGGAGAAAUUGAUGUCUCUGCUCCAAAAACAGAAGUGGAGUUUAAGGGACCGGAGAUAGAUAUUGAAAGUCCAUCUGUUGAAGGAGCUGUGGACAUCCCUAAAAUUGAAACAGAGGAAAGAAAAGGAAAAUUCAAAAGAUUUAAAAUGCCUACAUUUGGAGUGUCAACCUCUGUGGUUAAGGCUCCUAAAACAGAAGGUGAUGUGAGCUUGCAAAAAACAGACAUCAACGUUAAAGGUCCACAGCUCACAUCAGGUGAAACUGACAUCGAUCUGAACUUACCUAAACCUGAGAUAAAUAUGUCAUUAACACAACCUGAUGUAAACAUCGAAGCACCAGCUUUACAGGGUGACAUCAAUCAUAAAGGAAUCAAGUUUGAGCUUUCAAAGACAAGUGUCAAACUUACUGAAUUAGAUUCAGAUGUGAAUUUACCUGAAGGAGAUAUAUCGAUUCCAAAAGUUGAAUUAGAUAUUAAGGGGCCUGAGGUGGAAGUGAAAGAUCCAACAUUGGAAACUCCACUUAAAGACGAAGAGAUUGACGUUCAAGGAUCUCAUAGCCCAUUUAAACUACCAACGUUCAAAAUGCCUAAGUUUGGAUUUUCUGGUCCUAAAGUUAAAGCAGGUACUGCUGAUAUAGAUGCAGACAUCAAAAUCCCUGAAAUAGAUGUUUCAUUAGGCAAACUAGAAGUGGAAUCCCCUAAAAUGAAUAUGCAAGAGCCAACCGAUAAGGCAAAAGCAGAAACUGCAGACUGUAACAAUAAAACUGACAUUCCACUCUCAAAGGACAAGGGUUCUGAAAUAGAUGGCAGCAUACCAAAACCAGACCUUGAUACAUCUUUGCCAAAAUCAGAAGCAGGUGCCAAAGGACCACAGUUAAAGACAAGUGAACUUUUGCCAGAAAAUGUUGUGGCUGAUAAAAAAGGUGGGAAGCAUAGAUUAUCCAAAAUACACCUGCCAGGGUUUGGAGAAUUGUUUAAAGGGCUAGAUCUUGAAUUUAAUUUGCCUAGUUUAGAUCCUGAUGCUUCUUCACCAGAAACAGAGGAAGUAACUUUGCCAGGAUCAGCAGCCAGAACUGCUCAUGCUGAGGUAAAUUAUGGUAUAUCCAAUGUCCUUGGAGAGGUGAUUGUUGGAACACCUAUAGUUCAAAUUUCUCAGCAAGACACAGCAAAACAAGCAAAACAAAAAAGAACAAAAGUUCUGCCAGACUCAAGUUUAGAUACAGCUUCUGAGUCUAAGGAUAAGGACAGCACAAAAAAUAAGGAGAAGUCUGGUAAAUUUACGUUUAGGUUUCCGAGGCUAAGUUUUACAGAUACUUCCGAAGAAAGCAACAAGACAGAAACAAUAACUGCUGCUGAUGAUUCAAAAGACAAGACUUCAGAAACUAGUGAAAAAAAUGAAACCAUGGCAAAAAGUGAAAAAAGUGGUUGGUUUACUUUUCCAAAACGAGGACAUUUCUCACCUUCAAAAAAGUCUAAGGAUGCUGAUAAAGAGAAGCUUGACACCCCAACGGAAGAGUUAAGCGGAAGCUUUGCUGCUGAUGCUGUUCAAGGAGAUGUCAAAUCAACUGAAGGCCUGCAAUAUGUUGGUUCCAGCAUGGUUAAUGAAUCAAUUGGUACUCCUUCAAAAGUUACUGUGAGAUACACAAAACCUGACAUCUUGAUAGCUGACCAUGAUGUGAAGGUUCCCAGUGAUAUUAUUACAUCAACAGCCAGAACAGAAUUAAUUCUACUAGAACCUACUGAAAAAAUAAAUACCAACACUGUUCCCUCAUCAGGAGACGAAUCACAACAGUGUGCUGUGACCAGUGCCACAACUGUGAAAGGGGAUAUAACAAUUACAACCUUUAAGUCUUCCACACAAAAAGGCACACCUACCAUUGAACAUUCAACAGUUAUCACUAAAUCUGAAACAGGUUUUAAUGUGCCAACAGAAAAGUGUGUCUCAGUUGAAAAGCAUGUUGUGAAACAAAGAUUUGGUGAGGAGAAGGAAACAGUUGUGAUAACCAAAAUAAUUCCGUCAGAGCAAGGGUGUACAGCUUCAGGAAAGGUACUAUCAGAGGAGGCAAUUUCGUCAAUCCAAAGGCUAAAAGACACAAUGCACUCUGAAAAAAUGAAGUUUUUUGAAACUUCAGAACUGCCUACAGUAGCAUCAAGCAGUGAUGCAACCGUAAAAAAAGAGUCUCAAAAGAGUGUUACGAUCAAAAAGAAGUAGGCACGCAUUUAAAAUGUUCCUGUUUCCUCCUGUCCUUGCUUUUGACGUAUUGUAUCUAUCACUGUUAAACUGUGUGAUGGAUUAAUCUCUGCAAACGUGUACGUGUUUAAGGCUAGAGCUAUGCUAUAAAAUGGCUAGUAAUAUACAUUUAAAGUACUCUUCAGAUUAGAACAUACUAUACAUUUGUUUAUUAGGGAUGAUUGACAAUGCUAUACGUGCUCUACAUCUAGUACAAUAUAACUGACCUUAAUUACAGAGCUACUACACUGUAUACAUUACAUUCAAAUUUUAUUUGAGGAUUUUUUAAAAAUCAAAAGCAAUGGUUUAUGAGGCUGGCUAUGAAAUUGUUUCCAAAUGUAUUUGGUGUAAAUAUACUGUAUGCGUUAUUUCUUGGGCCUACUGCAAUUUACUUUAUUGCUGGAACCACACGUUUAUUUUUCUGCUUUAUCUGUAUUAAUGCAAUCAAUAUAUAUGAAAAUGAAUAUUCAAUAAAAUAUAUUAAAAAAAAAAACUAAAAUAGUAUUCUAUCUUCUGUACAUGUGCCAUAUAAUUGCACAACAAGGCGUAUGGGUUUAUAUUUGGGUAUAUUGAGUUUUGUUUUGUUUUUUCUUUGAAAAUGCAGUUACCGUACUUGUUUGGUUUUAUAUGUUAACCCAAGAUGUGGGAGCUAAGAUGGUUACAAAGUUUCAUCACUAUAGAACAGCAUAGCUUGUAAAAUUGAUACAAAAAAUAAAGAUAUUAAGGUCUAAAAA